This is a messenger RNA of Penicillium subrubescens, 1479 nucleotides long. RefSeq lists its product as uncharacterized. NCBI's taxonomy places the organism in Eukaryota, Fungi, Ascomycota, Eurotiomycetes, Eurotiales, Aspergillaceae. The record is from RefSeq and is a predicted model, not a curated record. The transcript has 2 exons. Bases 1 to 1479 code for a protein of 492 amino acids.
AUGAUGGCCGAUUCGCCUUCUUCAUCGUCACCUCCACCCUCCGCACCUCCGCCCCGCAAUACCCCAGCCGCCAGCUCGCUCCGCCGCCGGGGCCUCCCUGCGCGCGCCGCCACUUUUAUAGAAGGCCACUCGACUGACUGGGCGCAGCGCCGCAAUUCAACCUUGUCUGACUCGAUAUCUGAGGCGCGCAACUCUAUUCGAUCGUCCACUGAUGACUUGUUUCUCCCGCGAGUCACUAGGGAUCAAGAUGACCCCAUUGCCUCGGAGGAAUCGCAUUGGCAUUCUGCACCGCUAGUGUUGGCGCUUUUACCUGCUAUCGCGGGAAUUUUCUUUCGAGAUGGAAGCUCUUUUGUGACGGAUGUGACCUUAUUAGUGCUGGCCGCUAUUUUUCUCAAUUGGUCCGUUCGAUUGCCAUGGGACUGGUAUCGCUCAGCACAGGCGGUUCAACGAGAGAGUGAUAGCUUUGAUCCUGUCGCAGAAGAACUCGCCGAGGUUGAUGAGAACGAAGAAGCCAUAGACUCGCAUCACGACAACCAAAAACGCGAGAAGCACCUACGAGCAGCAGCAGAAGCAAAAGCCAUCAAAGAACUCCAGAUCCACGAGCUAAUAGCCCUCGGAUCCUGCUUCGUCUUUCCAGUCAUUGGCACCUGGCUCCUACACGCCAUCCGAUCUAGCCUAUCCCGACCCUCGGAAGGUCUUGUCUCAAACUAUAACCUCACCAUAUUCCUCCUUGCAUCCGAGAUACGCCCAUUCGCCCACCUCCUCAAGCUCGGGCAAGCACGUACUCUCCACCUCCAACGCGUCGUAUCAUCAAGCCACGAAGAAGAAGUCAACGCUGAGAAAGUCCGCGAUCUCAGCAAGCGCCUAGAAGAACUAGAAGCGCACGUCGCCGAAGCCGCUGCAUCCCGUCUCGCCUCGUCAUCUUCCCAGGAUCCAAAGGAUAGUCCGGACCUUAUCACGCAGGCCGUGGUAGAAUCCCGGCGAGCCCUCAACCCAGACAUCGAAGCUCUUAAUCGCGCAGUGCGCCGCUACGAGAAGCGCACCGCGCUCACAUCCCUCCAAACGGAUAUCCGCUUCCAACAACUGGAGGCGCAAACUCGCGACGCAAUUGCCCUCGCGGCGGCUGCGCAGCGCGCUAGCUUGAAUCGUCGCCAGAGCUAUGUUUUCACUCUCAUUGAUUGGGCUUGCGCUUGUAUUGUCGUCCCUGCUCAGAUCGCCCUGUCUAUCUUCAACCUCCCCGGUCGUAUUGUUAGUCGUUGUUUACUCGCUGCGCAGCGGAUACUUGGUCUGAAACGACCGAGUCCCCAACCGCGGUCGAAAAAUAGUAAAGGAAAGUCUAGAGCGGUGACUGGAUCAAAGUAUGCAUCGCAAGGCCUACCCCCUAAAGCACCGGCCGCUUCUCCGAUGAGAAACCCGCAGCAGCAACAACAACAACAACAGCAACAGUCAUUUGAAUCUAUAUGGGGUGCUGCGCGGUAG